Molecule: messenger RNA, 492 nt
Organism: Diospyros lotus (date-plum)
Lineage: Eukaryota; Viridiplantae; Streptophyta; Magnoliopsida; Ericales; Ebenaceae
Product: 23 kDa jasmonate-induced protein-like
Exons: 2
Coding region: 1-492 (163 amino acids)
Source: RefSeq, a predicted model, not a curated record
AUGGCGCCGAAUCUGCUAAAGGUCUCCAGUAUAUGUCUGAUUCAAAGUGUAAAGAGGGCCACUCUAAGAUUUGUGAAGUCCCAUGACUUCCAUGGCCGGAUCGGAGCAAUCCCGUACCCUCAGGAGAUUCCAGGUGGCCAGUGGGCAGAAUUCGUGCACUCCGGCUACGUUGGAAAGCCCCCUGGAUCUAUUGGCGCUGUCGUCUAUCGUUUCCCGAAUCCCUCCGGGAAAGACUGUGAUUGGAUGAUGUCUUGGUCCAACAAAUAUGGGGAUACCUCACGCAAGGUUUAUACUGAGAUCAACGUACAAGGCCAUUACGACAAUGAUGCUGUUUGGCCGGAAAUUCUAAGAAAAUUGAACAAGGGUACUAAGCACAGCGAGGCACGCUGGGCGAAGUGGUCAGCCACUGUCGAUGAGGUGCCAAAUGAAGACUGCGAUGAAUUUGCCAUAUUCCAGGGAAUAAUUCAAGCAAACCCGAACGAUUCGUCUUAG